Salvia miltiorrhiza (redroot sage) is the source of this 4408-nucleotide messenger RNA. Its product is annotated as leucine-rich repeat receptor protein kinase MSP1-like. Lineage: Eukaryota; Viridiplantae; Streptophyta; Magnoliopsida; Lamiales; Lamiaceae. The transcript has 8 exons. Gene Ontology annotation, molecular function: protein kinase activity; ATP binding. Gene Ontology annotation, biological process: protein phosphorylation. Gene Ontology annotation, cellular component: plasma membrane. The record is from RefSeq and is a predicted model, not a curated record. Bases 313 to 2445 code for a protein of 710 amino acids.
UUCCGACCACACCACUUUACUGGAACCCGAAGCUCAACACAUGAUAUUUAGUAAUAUAAUAUGUUCACGCCGCUAUCAGCCACAAACUCCCAGAGCACUUUCCCCUCUUCCAGUCACAGACGAAAACCCUUUCACGGCAACUUCAUCAUGCCGGAGAAAUUGUCUGAGAACAAUCCCUCCCAUGAAUCACCAUUCCCUUUUCCAGUGAGUUAACUAGUGAGUUUCUGCAAGCCAAUUAUGCUUCAAACUUCAAAAUAACCUGGAUUGAAUUGAAGCUCAAAUCCGGCAUUGCAGCCAACUUCAGCUGAAGAGAUGGUAAUAUCCUCCGCGGAACAACUUUGUCGUCGAUUCACUCUAGCCGAGAUCCAGUCAGCCACCGGAGAUUUCAGUAAGGAGCGUCUUAUCGGAGAAGGUGGCUUUGGUGAAGUUUACAAAGGCGCCAUCGAUGAUGGGUCAAAGAUGGUGGCGGUGAAGCGGCUAAAGCGGCUCUCCGAACAAGUGCAGCCGGAGAUUAGUGAAAAGCUACUUAAGCAGGGGUUCCUGAGGGAGAUUGAAACACUAAGUAAGCUCCGGAAUCGUUAUGUUGUCUCUUUGAUUGGAUUUUGCAGUGAGCAGGGCGAGAUGAUUCUUGUUUAUGAGUACAUAGCGAAUGGAACGCUGGCCGAUCACCUCCACAAACCGUCGAGAAACGGCCGCUCCUCGCUCACGUGGACUGAACGUCUCGAUAUCUGCAUUGGAGCUUGUCGAGGUCUCGAUUAUCUUCACAAUUCCUGCCCCGACGGCUCAAUUAUACACCGCGAUGUGAAGACCUCAAAUAUCCUUCUAGAUGAAAAUUUGGUACCUAAGGUUUCGGAUUUUGGGUCCGCCAAACAAUUAAAUGCGGAUAACUCAGAGAGCUUUGUUAGCACGAGUGUCAUGUUCUCGCGUGGGUAUCUUGAUCCAUGUUUUCUGGCAACUGGUGAGCUUACUAUGGCUAGUGACAUAUAUGCUUUUGGGGUGGUAUUGUUGGAGGUAUUGAGUGAGAGACGAGCACAUGAUGAUCGCCUUCCUAGGAAAGAAUGUCUCCUCUCCGAUUGGGCUAACGAAAAAAUUCGGAAGAGAAAAGCUCACGAGAUUGUAGCUUUGAAUUUGAGAGGAGAAAUCUCGAAAGAUUGCCGCAAUAGUUUUUUAGGGAUCGCCAUGAGAUGCUUGCAUCCAGAACCAGAGGGACGGCCGACAAUUACUGAAGUUUUGGGCCAGCUUGAGUCAGCUCUUAGGUUACAGCAGCAGAGGAAAAUGCCAACACAUAGAUUUUGGCAAUUCAAUGCAUCUCCAAAAAGAGUUAUACCAUCAGAAUUACCACAUGAUGAUGAAGUAGAUGCAUUAGAGCAUGAGCAUGCUCUCAAUAUUCUCCCGGUUGCUACCCCUCACAUUCCAGUUGAUGGAUCAGAGGACACACAGAAUGCUGAUAUCCCUGCCAUUCCGCUGACUGAAUUGCAGGACAUAACUGAUGAUUUUAGUUCCGAGUACUUGAUUGCUAACGGAUCCAGUGGUGGCAGUUUAUACCGUGGCGUCCUGAAAACCGGACAGGUUGCUGCAAUUAAAAAGCUCAACAAGAUGUUGUCAGACCAAGAAUUUCUAGCACAGGUAUCAGUAAUAUCUGGCCUGCAGCAUGAAAACGUGGUCCAGCCCCUAGGUUACUGUAUGAAUGGUGAUCUGCAGGUCUUAGCAUUCGAGUUUGCUUCACGUGGAUCCCUACAUGAUAUUCUUCACGGUAGACUAGGCCCCAAAGGCGUAGAAAUGGAGCCAGGUCCAGCUCUGUCAUGGGUACAAAGAAUCAACAUUGCAGUUGGGGCUGCAAAAGGAUUGGACUACAUCCAUGAGAAUGCACUAAUUCAUCGUAGCAUCAAAUCUAGCAAUAUUUUACUUUUUGAAGGUGAAAAUGCUAAGAUAAGUGAUGUUAGUCUGUCAACUGCAUACCCUUGUAAGGCGGAUCGUGGUUAUGAACCUUAUCCUUUUCCGCUUCCCUCGGGUUGUUGUUAUCACCCCCCAGAAUGUGUAUUGACUAAUCAAACUCAGAAAGGUGAUGUUUACAGCUUUGCUGUGGUUCUCCUUGAACUCUUGACAGGUCAGAAACCUUUUGACUCCACACGGCCACCGGGACAGCAGUUCCUUGCAAUAUGGGCAACACCAAUGCUCAGCAAAGACGGGAUAGAGGAGAUCGUGGAUGCUAGACUUGCAAAAAACUACCCUUCUAGUGCAGUUGCAAAGAUGGCUGAAGUUGCUGCAUUGUGUCUUGCAAAGGAAGCUGAUUCUCGACCAGACAUGAGCACUGUUUUAAGAUAUCUCAAGAAAGCUUCAUGGGAAACACGAACUUAUCUCCAAAAACAUCAGCAGCAAUCUCAGAGAGUUAAGUCCGCAUUAUCUCCUAAGGUUGCAGCAGGGCCUUCAAAUUCUUCUAGAUAACUGAACUGGAGAUAAAGGACUACAGAACUGCCAUUCAAUGAUGAAGAUUUUGCAAAGGUAUGGCGAGGCAUCUGGUCAUGUUUACAAUCCUGAUAAAUCCACGGUUUUUUUUGGUUGUGGAUUACUUCGGAUUGUAAGCGCUCUCUUCUUUGUAUCUUUGGCUUUUGCUGCAGUCAGCCUGCAUUCAUUUUCCUUGAAGUUCCUACUCUAUCAGGCAGGGUUAUGGGCAUAAGGGAUGGAAUUCUGUCCAACUUUCAUGGUUGGAAAGGAGCUCACCCCUCAAUUGUUGGCUGGGUUUGUCUUGUGCAUUUGAUGAUCUAUAUGUGGCGCUUCAUUCUGUGUCCCUCUACUGGGCCUAAAUCAUUAAUUAAAAGAGAUGGAUUGAGCUUGCUGCAAUUUCAUUUGGACGGGGAAGGUUGCCCAAAAGCAGUAUGCUUCUGUUCAUUAGGAUCAGACCCGUGCUUCUAAGGAGGACAGGCAGAUGCUUCGCAUUGGUUGGCGUAUCUUAACCCAAGACAGCUCAACUAAUCGGGUUCUUGUCUUAUGAGGUUUCAUUAUCUCACCAUGGACUGUAGGCCUAUUCGUCGGGCUUCGUCGACUGUGUCGUUGGGCGUGGCUUCUUCUGUGCAGUCUCUGUCUGAGUAUAUGUUUUGCGUCAUUGGUGAUGGCCGUUCAAUGAGCUUUUGGCGGGACAAUUGGUUAGUUACGUUACAUGCGUACUGAUAAGUUUGAGAGGCCUUUACUUCUUCAUGCUCAUUUGUGUGAAUCCAUUUCGGACUAUUAUUAUGAUGAGAAAUGGCAUUUUACUGAUGAUUUUCUGGAGGCUUAUCCGGAUGUCGGUUUGGAUAUACUUGAUAUCCCAAUAGCUCACAGCAGUGAUUCAAGGGCUUGGAUUAGAUUGAGUUUAGGGGAUGUUCUUCCUCAACUGGCUUAUCAUGAGGUUUUGGAGCAUUUUCUUUCAAGUUCGUCAUUGUAUUACUCGUUGGGGCCUCAAUUUAGAAUGUCUUCCAGCUGAGAUGAUGUCUCUUGGCAGGGUUUGUUAUAAAGAGGCGGAGUCUGUGGACCAUCUCUUUUGGCAUUGUGAUAUCAUUUUUUGUUGGUUUGGUUUGGAUGGGACAUGAUUUUCAGGCAGCAGCUGCAAAGUCUUUGGCUUCUUGUAGUGGUUUGCGCAUAAGAAGAUUCGUUUUAACGAUGUUAAGCUGUCAGUCAGUGAGGGGGUUGACCAUAUUAAGGAAGCUGUAGGGUGAACUCGGUGCAUGGCGGAGGGAUGCGGCUUUGUAGGGUGUUGGGCUGCUUUCAUUGGGCUUUGCAUUUGAAGCUGAAUUCUUUGAAAUUAGGGUGAUUCUAUUCACAGCCCCAUUUUACUCUUUAUAGCCCAUUAUUAUUUAAUAAAAUAUUAAAAUUAUUAAUAUAUGUACUAUUUUAUCCUUAUAGCCUCCAAUUUAAUUUACACGGAUGAAGCACUAAAUCUGAAGAGAGAACUGAGCGUAUCCUCUGUGACGGCGGGGAGCCUGUGCUACGGCGCUACCACCAUGACCAGCAGGCAGAGGCAGCAAGUGUGGUGGUGGGCUAGGUCCUGGAGCCGACGCGAUAACCGCCGUUGUGGAAGAAGUAGAGAACGGGGAGGGCGGCAGCGCGCGGGGGUGGAACGUGGUUUGUAGAUGCGGAGGUGGAGGUUGCGUUGGUUGUAGUAUAAGCAGUCUUUCCAGACGGCGGUGCCGUCAUCUUCCACUUUGGUGGGGAAUUGAAUGUUGUUGCAGGAAAUGGAGCCGUCAUUUGCAAAAUUCCUUCACAAUAAUUUGAUAAUGAGGAACUGGCCUUCAACUGUUUGCCCAAAUGGAAACCUUCAAGAUUGUUAUUUUAGAAUGAAUUGAAUUAAUUUGGAAUUGAAUCCCUAUUGUGAACCUUCAAGAUUGCUAUUUUAACCUUCUGAAGAAGAGAUGAUGUCUUAUCUUUUCCAAAA